GAUGACAUUUAAUUAUUUUGCUUUGUUGGUGUUGGAAUAAAUGAAGUGAUUACAGGCAAAAAGUUCUUUGAGUAUAUCUUAAAAGAAAAUAAGCAUAUGUAUAUUAAUUGGCUGUAAAUUGUGCAGAACUUAAAAAACGAAUAAAAGUUUAAACGUCUAAGUUAAUCGACAUUUUGUUUGUGGCAUAUUUGUAGACAUAAGUGCGAUCGCGAUAUUGUUAUAGCGCUUUUUUAUUGUUCGAGUUACAAAGAAGUCAAUAGGGGAAAAAAUGUGUUCGAGUUAGCACGUCGUUCGACUUAGCGGCUAUUCGAGUUACCGCGAGUGCACUGUAUAUACCAUUUUACACACAUAACUUUUCGUUUCCAUCCUCAAGCAUAUGCACAUAUUCAAUUGUGGGUGUGAAUGCGCGAAUGGAAUAGAUUAUGUCAGUGAGCGAUGCCGAUGAAAUACGAUCAGCUGCUGAAUUGCUGAUAACUAGCUCUCGCACCACCAUGGCAUACCGCAGCCAUAUGAGUGGACCCAUCCCGCCCAGCUAUGAUAUGUCACGCACACAUUCCAUCAACUUAAUCACCGAAGAAUUUCUCGGCGGUUAUAUGCAGGAUGGUCGCAUGUCAGUUAUAAGACGUUUCUUCUGUCUCUUCGUGACAUUCGAUUUAUUUUUCGUUGCGUUGUUAUGGCUAAUUUGCAUAAUGAUCAAUGGCGACAAUAUAUUUCAGGCAUUUCAAAAGCAAAUCGUCCAUUACACCUUUGGCACCUCAUUAUUCGAUGUGGUAGGGGCUGCUAUAUGCCGUUUUAUUGUUCUGACAUUCUUUUAUGCUUUGCUGUAUAUUAACCAUUGGAUUAUAAUAGCGCUAUCAACGAGCGGUUCGUGCCUAUUUUUAAUCUCCAAAGUAUUCGUUUACGAUUGGGUGGAUUCGCACCAACAGGUUUUUGAAGUGAUACUGAUAAUAACGUCAUUUGUGCUUGCUUGGGGAGAGGCCUGGUUCCUGGAUUGUCGCGUUAUACCACAGGAGCGUCACGCACGCAGUUAUUUCUCUUCAAUAACAACUCCCGAUCAGCGUUCCCCAAUGAUGGCGCCAUUUUUGGCCUCGCAGCCGGAACGUAAUGCGCCGGAAAGCGUGUUUUAUUCACCUCUGGAAACGAUGCACAAUAGCGACGAUGACGAUGAGGAACAGGACGAAGAAUAUCAUCAAAUGGCUUUGGAUUGUGUGCGUAGGGCAUACGAACUUUUCGAGUCGUCGGAUUGGAAGGUUGAAAAAGUCACCAAUAAAGGUGAUACAAUCCGCAGCACGCAACGCGAUAAGUUGGGGAAGAUUUAUAGACUUACAGCUCGCAUCAAAUAUCCACCUAAGGCAUUGAUGGACGAACUCUUCUAUAAAAUUGAAAAUGUUCCGAAAUGGAAUCCAACUUUGUUGGAAUCGAAAAUCGUGCAUAAAAUUAACUCCUACACCGACAUCACUUACCAGGCGAGUGUAGGUGGGGGUGGUGGUAUGGUGAAAAGUCGCGAUUUCAUUAAUCUUCGCUGUUGGCGCCUCUUCCGUAAUGGCAAAAUUUGCGAAGUAUCCGAUGAUGAUGAUGAAGCGCAGAGUGGCAGCGACACAGCUGGCCCCGGUAGCGUAUCCACCGUCUCAGAUGAUGACUCUGUACCAACCACACAGCCCAGCAGUGUUGAAAGUAAUCGUGCAAAAUUCCCCAGCAGCAGUAGUAGUGCAAUUCGUGGCGCUGGCGAUGCAGAUAGCCGUAGUGGUAGUGUAAAGAGUGGGCGAGCUGGGCGAGCAUUUAAAACGCUAAGCAGAAGUUUGGGAGCAAAAGAUUUUAGUACGGUGAUACGUAUUGAUCCAGACGAACCGCCACCGUUACAAGAAGAUUGUUUCGAGGAUGCUCAGGACAAAAUGGAUGACUUAGCGCAAUUGGUGCAGAAGGAGGCGCGCGUGGGAAUGCAAAAUGCACCACACGAAAGUGCUGAUAUGAGUGAUGGGGCGGGAAUAAGUGCAAAGUUGGGUGCAAGCAAAGUAUACUUGAGUGCUGCUAUUAGCAUUGAUUAUGCACCAGUGCCGCCAACUUCGAAGUAUAUACGCGGCGAAAAUAUUGUGGCUGGAUUUGCGCUACAUGAAAUCGCAGGCAAAUCAGAUGCUUGCAUAUUCGACUGGAUUCUGUGUUUGGACUUGAAAGGUUACAUACCGCGCUAUGUGCUAGACACUGCCUACACCACGUUUAUGAGUGACUAUAUGAAAUAUUUACGUAAAUAUGUUGCUGAAUUGCGCACAAAGCGUAAACGAAUGCCAAGAAAAUAGCGGCAAACGAACAUAGGAUUAUAUUGCUGGGAAGAAAAGUGGGCAUUCUUUGAUAGUAAAUACUUCCUAGAAGCUUCUAUUUGGCUUUAUUAGAAAUAUAGUCUUUUAUUAAGUGCGCACAUCAGUUUCAGUUUCAUGGAAAUCACAGAAUUUUGCACAUCUUACUAAACUUAUUACAAGAAUAGAAAAUUUUACAGAACUGAUUACGAUCCUCAUUAUUAUUUUGUUAAUAUAUGCAACAAUUAUUAUAUUUGAAUCCAAAACGAUUAACAAAAGCUUAGCUAUUAAUUAUGAAACUGACGAAUAAAAUAUUUCUCAUAAUUAAGUCUCACAAUGUAAUACUUUACGUGCAUAUAUUA
Molecule: messenger RNA, 2653 nt
Organism: Anastrepha ludens (Mexican fruit fly)
Lineage: Eukaryota; Metazoa; Arthropoda; Insecta; Diptera; Tephritidae
Gene: Start1
Product: steroidogenic acute regulatory protein-like
Exons: 13
Coding region: 423-2294 (623 amino acids)
Molecular function (GO): lipid binding
Source: RefSeq, a predicted model, not a curated record